UUAAUCUAAAAGCCAACUCAGCCAACCCAUUUGAACAAAUGUGCUAAGUUUUGUCACUAUACAUCAUCUACCUGUCUUCUCAAUGACUUCAAAUCUUUUUUAUAUGUCAAGUGAUCAUAUAUCACAUAUAUAUGGUUUUAUAUGUCUCUAAUGAUCUGGGUGAUUCAGAAUUAGUAUGCUCAGUAGGUUUCUUGCAGAGAAAACAACUAUUCAAACCCUAAACCUCCAAAUAAUUGCUUCCCUGCAUGAAAGAUGGAAACUGGAGUUGUCAUCAUCCAAGAACCAGUCUCCACAAAGACAAAUGUUGGAGAAGCUCCUGCAGGAGUGAUACUUGACAAGUCAUCCAUGGAAGUACAAAAGGUAAACCUGAGUACUGUUCUUGAUGAUGAGAUCAGCAGUGGCGAUUUCAGAAACGGUAUUAUUCCAGGAGAGACAGAUGUUGCAGAUAUUGUAAAUGGUUCAGGGAAUAUAGAAACCGAAGAAUUAAAACACGAAAAAGGAGAAGCGACGAAGAAUAUUUCGGUUGUAGAAGACAGUAAGAUCGUUAGUGAGACAGAAAAGGAUGAACAAGGCUCUAUCUUUGUUCAUAAACCUGAAAGUUUGAACAAAGACAUAGAAGACGCAAAAAUAAUCUCAAGUGAUGUGACUUUAGAGAAGGAUAAAGAACCAGAAGAGGUAAGUGUGGAAAAGCCGGUAAUAGAAGAAGAUCAUACAGAAACAAAACACUCACCAGAACAAGAGGAUGAGAUUGGUAAUAUCUCAAAGGCCCGUGAAGAGAUACCGAAACAGACUGAUGAAUUUAAAGAAGAAAAAGAUUCAAGAACUGUUGAGACCGCUGUAAAUGGAACAGAAGCUGAGCACAAUGCAACGGUCUCAGUAGAAGAAAUCUCGAGGAAUGGUGACAACAUUGUGAAUGAAACAGUUCCAGAAGAUCAAACCGCAACAGAUGGUGAAUCACCACUACAUGUAACUGAAACUACACAAAGAGUUCUUCCUGAACUGGAAAAAGACCCUGAGAUUGUUUAUAAAGAAGAAACUGCAGUUCUUGAACCUGUAAGUUUGAAGGAAACUGCAGAACCAGUGGAACCAAUCAAAAACUCAGAUAAUGCAGAGCAAAUCUCACGGGGAGUGACUGUAGACAUUGGAAAGGAAGAGGACAUAAGCCAAAACACAGAAGAGGUUCAAGAAAGUUCUAGGGUAAUCGAAACACCCACAAUAAAAGGAGAGGACAUCGAAUCAAAAGCUUCAUUAGAUCAUGAGGUCAAAUCUAAGGAGACAGUUCCAGAAAAAGAAACUACAACAGAUGGUGAAUCACUACAUGAAUAUGAAAAUACAGAAAGAGUUCUUCCUGAAGCAGAAAAAGAAGAAGACAAGGAAGAGAUGAAAACUGACGAAGUACGGAGCCUGAAUGUGAUAGAGAAAGUGGAAACAGUGACUGUAAAGACAGUUACAGAUGACCCUGAGCUUGUAAAUAAUGAAGAAAAUACAGUCCAUGAAUCUGAAAGCUUGAAGGAGAAUGCAGAACCAGUAGAAGCAAUAAGAAGCUCAGACGAAAUAACCCAAAACAGAGAAGAGAUUCAAGUUCCUAGUUUAAUUGAAACGUGGAAAAUACAAGGAGAGGACAAUGAAUCAAGAGUCUCACUAGAUACUAAGGCAGAGGUAGAUCAUAGCUCAAAUGAGACAGAGGAACAUGAACAUGUAUCGGGGAGAGACUUACCAAAGUGUGAGACCCUUGAAGUUGAGGCUGUAGAGACAAAAGAAGAAGACCUGAAAGAAGAUAAAGAAAAAGAGGAAACAGAGGCAGCCAAGACCAUCAUUUCGUCUAAUGAGGUAAGUUCUUCUACUGUUCAAGAAGAAUUUGGUGAACAUAUUGACCCGUGUAGCUCGGAGAUCAAAGAUGAGAGCCAUGGAAGAGAAGAAUCUGUAGAAGUCAAAUCUAAAGAGACCGAUCAAGGCGAAAACACUGCGGAGAAGCAUAAGGGUCUUCUUGAUGUAUCAUCUACAGAAUCAAAGAAGUAUCAAGAAAACGAACCCGAGACAACUAUAGUCGCUGGUACAGAGAAAUUUGAAGAAAGUCCAUCAGAUCUUGCCUUAAAUGUUGAUAAAGAGGAGCAAAACGAUGAGAAGAUAAAGGUAGAUAGAGUUGAUGGAACUCAAAUUAUGGAGGAACAGAGAGGCCUAGACUCGAAUGGGGUAGAAGCAGAGCAAAUUGAUCCAAACAGAACCGAUGAAACAGAGGAAAGACCAGUUGCAAAGCAGGUUUCUCUUCCGGAUGUGGAACCAGUUGAGCAGAUGCAGAAACCAUCACUUGAUUCUCCUUCUCAAGUAUCAGAAGAAACAAGCAAAACCGUAGAUGCAGAAAUUGAUGAAAGACCAGAAGAAGAAAAAGUAACACUGCAUCAAGAAGAUCAAGUGGAAGGUUCCUAUGGAUUAGGAACAAUAAAAGAAACAGUUUCAGUACCAGAGAGUAUUGAGACUGGAGAAAAAUCCCUGGAAGAAAGGAAUGUGAUUGAUCUGACUCCUCUUCAAGAAGAAUCAUCCCAAACAAAUGAGAAAAAAGAAGAAACAAAGUUAGAGAAGCAUGAACUAACAAAUGAAGAAGUUAAAUCUGAUGAAGUCAUAGAAGUUUCAUCUACAUUACUUCCAAAGGAACUGGAAGGUGAGACCGUUGUUGAAGCUGAGAAGAUUGAAAACAACAAAGAGAAUGAGGAAGAAGCAGCAGCAGUAGACAAUCUUGAGACUGUUGAAUCUCAUAAUUCAUUGCCAUCUUCUUCAGAGGAGCAAGAACAUGGGACUGUUUCUGAGAAGAUAGAAGAUGAAAAAGUGGAGGAAGUACCGAUGGUCCAAAUAAAAAGUCAUGAGAGACAAGAGGAGGUUUCUAAGGCUGUAGAGGAGCAGACGAUAGAUAUGAAACCUUCUUUGACUGAAAAAUGCUCUACGGAUCAGAACCAGCCGGAGGAACAAGUCGAAGAGGCAUGCUCCAGAGAUGAACAAGAUAAGGAAAUCUCGAGUAACAGUGAGAACAUUGUGAAUGAAACAUAUGCUUUGCAUAACGCAGAAGCUGAAGAAGAAGAAACUGCAACAAAUGGUGAAUCAUUACAUGAUGUUGAAACUACAAAAAGAGAUCUUCUUGAAGUGGAAAAAGAAGAAGAGGCAGAGAUAAAGAAAGAUGCAGAACCGAGGUUGGAUGUGACAGAGAAAAAGGAAUUAGAGACUGAAAAAAUUGUUGUAGAAGACAUAGAUGUCGUCAAUAAUGAGGAAGCUACAACUCAUGAAUCUGAAAGCUUGAAAGGAGAUGAUCAUCAGAGUGAGAAUGCAGAAUCAGUGGAAGCAAUCAAAAACUCAGACGAUGCGGAGAAAAUCUCAAGUGAGGUGACUGGAGACAUAGAAAAGGACGAGGACAUAACCCAAAAGGCAGAAGAGGUACAAGAAAGUUCUAGGGUAAUCGAAAUACCGACAAUACAAGGAGAGGACAAUGAAUCGAAACCCUCGCUAGAACUCAAGGAAGAGGUAUAUCAAAGCUCAAAGGAUACAGAACAACAUCAACAUGUGUUGGAGAGAGACAUACCACAAUGUGUUGAGGCUAUAGGUACUUCAACAGUCCAAGAAGCUGCGAUCUUAAAUACUUCGGAGACCAAUAAUAGUGAAACAGAGGCAGUGCAUAGUGAAAUGGGUGGAGCAGAAGAAGGCCAAGAGACAAAGGAAGACACAGAAACGAGUCUGGACCUGAAAGUGGGUAAAGAACAAAAGGAACCAGAGACAGUUAAGACUGUCAUUUUUUCUGAUGAGGUGAAAUCUUCCGAUCAAGCAGAAGAACAUACUGAACCUUAUACCUCAGAGAUCAAAAAUGAAAGCCAGGGAAGAGAAGAAUCUGUUGAGAUAAAAUCUAAGGAUAAUGUUCAAGACGAAAACAGUGAGGAGAAGGAUGUUAAUCUGCCUAAUGUACGAUCUGGGGAAUCAGAGAAGUAUCAAGAAAAUGAACCUGUUACAUCUCUAGUCUCGAAGACCGAAAGCGUGGAUAAAUUUGAGGAAAUUCCAUCUGCUGUUGAAGGUGCUGGAUUAAAUGAGAGCACACACAACCAAACUCUUGUGGAUGUAGAAUCAGUUGAGAAGGUGCAUAAACCAUCUCUUGAGACUCCUUCUGAACUAUCUGAGCAUACAAGCAAAGCCGUAGAUGAGAAGAUCGAAGAUAAACCAAUAGAAGAAGUAACAUUUGAUCAAGAAGGUCAAGAUGAAGGGUCUAAUGGAUUGGAGACAAAAGAAGAGACAGGUUCAGUACCAGAAAGUACGGAGCUUGGAGAAAAAACCCAGGAAGAAGAAUCAUGCCUGCAAAACGAGCAAAAGAAAGAAGUAAAGUUGCAGAAAGAACAAAUGUACAAGCAUGAACCAACAGAGGAAGAAGUUUCUAAUGACCAGCAGAGUCCUGUGGAAGAAAAAUCUGAUGACGUUAUACAAGUUUCAUCUGCUUUACCUUCAGAGGGUCCAGAAGAUGAGACCGUUGUUAAAGCCGAAAAGAUUGGGGAAGAACAAGUAGCUGACGAGAUGACUGUUGAAACAAGUUCAUUGCUAUCAUCUUCAGAGGAGCAAGAACAUGUGACUGUUCCCGAGAAGACAGACGGUGACGAAGUGAAGGAGACAGAACCACUAGGAGAUAUGAGGGAGAAAGGUCUUGAAAUUGCUGAAACAGCACAUCUGAGUCUUCCAUCCGUUGAUCAGAAUGAGGAUGUCAAAGCUUUUGAUGAGGAAAUUCAGAUUCCAACUGCUACAUUGCCAUUGGAAGAUCAGGAAAAGGUUACUUCAACAGAAAAAGGAGAGACAAAAGCAAAUGAAACUGAAGAUGAUAAACAAGAUGAACAUGUCGAUUCUUCAACCUCGCCAAUGUUCUCAGAGAAAAAUGAUGAUGAAACUCAGGUUGCAGAGGGAGAGAAAAGAGAUGAAGAGAUAACAGUGGGCACCUCAAAGACAUCUGAAAAUGUAUGCAUCCAACAAGAUGAGUUUGAGAAACCUGAAGCUACAAAGCUAGAGGAGUUUAAAGAAGACAAGAGCCAAGAAAUUGAAGAUACAAGUGAUCAGACUCUUCCCAUUCAAACACCACAGGCAGAAAAUACUCUAUCCUCUGAGUUAGUGUCAGAACAGGAAGACCAAACCCCAAAGCAGGUUGAGGAUAUUUAUGAGGAAGAACACAAGGUAGAAGCUAUGGGUUCUCGAAAUCUUCCGGUUGAAACAUUACAAGCAUAUCAGUCUCAGUCCCCUGAUUUAAUCUCAGCACUAAAUGACCAGACUCCAAAGCAUGUUGAAGAAACUCAUGAAGAAGAAACAAAGGAAGAGCACAAGUUACAGGCUGACGGAAUCCUUCCUACCGAAACUAUUCCAAGAGAAUCAUCUGAUGACGCUCUAGUUUCCAUGUUGGCUUCUAAGGAAGACGGUCAAGUGACUCUGCAAGAAGAUACUUGUGCAGAUGACGUUAGAGAAACAAAGGACACACAAGAUGAACGACCUGUUUCUGUGGAAAUAGAAGAGAGUGUAGGAGAAAUACAACCAAAAGAACAUGAAGAUGAAAUGCGGGAUGAACAUGUCGAGACUCCGACCUCAUCAAUAAUCUUGGAGAAAAACGAUAACGAGACACUGAUUGCAGAGGCAAAGAAAGAAGAUGAAGACAUAAAUGAAACAGAGACAGCAGUAGCUUUAGAAAGUUUAGGUACCUCGACGAAACCAGAAAAUAUGUCCCUCAAACAAGAAGAGUUUGGGAACCCUGAAGUUCCAAAGCUAGAGGAGUCAAAAGAAGAGAAGAUCCAAGAAAUUCCUGAGACCGACAAAGCAAUAGAUGCUACGGGUGAUCAGAGUCUACCAUUUGAAACAUCACAAGAUAAUAAGACUUCAUCCUCUGAUUUAGCUUUAAACCAGGUUCAGGAGGUUCAUGAAGAAGAAACAAAGGAAGAGCAUAAGUUACAAGUUGCAGUCGAUCAGAUUCCAUCCUUAGCUUCAGAACAGGAUGACCAGAUUCCAAAGAAAGUUGAGGAAAUUCUUGAAGAAGAAACAAAGGACACACAGAAGGUACAAGCACACGAUAUUCUCAACACCAAAACUGCUCCAAGAGAAUCAUUCAGUGAAGCUCCAGUUCCCAUGUUGGCUUCUGGGGAAGACGAACCAGUGACUCCACAAGAAGGUAAUUGUGCUGGUGACACACUCGAGGAGAAGGUAGGAGAAACAAAGGCAAAAGAAUCAGAAGUAGAAGGAACAGAAAAAUCAGAUGAUCUGGUUGAGACUUCAACUAAACUUACUAAGGUAGAAGAUGCUGCAAGUACAAAGAAAACGGAGGUUGAAGAUGCGGAGUUAACAAAUGAUUAUCCUACAGAGGAGGCAGAGAAUAGAGAUGAGACUUAUUCAACUCUUCCAGUUGUUGGAAUCUUGACAGAACUCCAAAAUACAUUGGAGACAGAGAGAACAAUCAAUGAAUCUGCAUCAAAAGGAGACAUCAUGACAAAAGAGCCUGCAGAUCAAGACCAAAAGACAGGUGAUGCUGGCGUUGAAUCAAAUGAAAAAGAUUCUGCUACUGGGAUUAUAGAAGAAAACACGUUACAAAAGGAUGAAAAUGGAGAAACUGAAAAAAUCCAGGAAGAAAACUGUCUUCCAGGGAAAUCUCUUCCAAUAGAAGAAAUCAAUUUGCAAGAGGAACAUCAAGAAGAGGUAAAAGUACAAGAUGGAAUCAGCAGAGACUUUGAAGUCAACGACGAAGAGAAAUUACAAGAAGGAAUUAGGGAGAUUCCAGCUAAUCAGUCAAUUACAGAAGUGUUACGUGGUGAGAAAAUUCUGAUUCCAUCUUCUGUGUUGCCUUCUGAGGAGCUAGAGGAUGUGAUUUCUCCUGAAAAGCAAGAAGAAUGCGAGCCACAACAAGACUUCAAUGCUUCAAAAUCAGAGAAGAUAAGUCUACAAGAAGAGCAGAAGGACGAGACUCAUGAAACUGUUAAACAAGAAGAUCAAGUUGUGGAUAUUAAAGAUGAAAAGAAGGAUGACGAGGAACAAGAAAUUGUUUCAUCAAAAGUGAAUAAGGAUAAAGAAGAUGCCAGUGAGCUUGGCGUUGGUAAUGAUUUUGUUUCGCGGGAUGUAGAAAAAGAGGAAGUACCUCACGGGGUCUUGGAGAAUGAAGAAGAGAUCAACGAGGUAGUCAAAUCAGAGAAGCAAAUUACAGAUCCAGUGGGAGUCAUAACGAAAGCUAGUGAAGCUGAGCAUGAAUCAAAUCAAGAACCUGUUAAAACUCAAGCUGAUACAAAGAAACACGAUGAAAGGGAUUUGUCAACCGAAGAAGCACUAAAGAUGCAAAGAGAAGAGGAUAGUGCCGAUAAAUAUCUCACAAAAGAAGUACUAAGUGAGCAACUUCAGGUUCCGUCCUCAACAGCACUAGAUGAUCUCAAAGAUAACAAUACCUCUGAAGCUGACUGCGAUCUUUCAGUACAGAAACCAAGUGAACUCAUUCAGUCUCAUCAAUCUCACAAUCUGCCACUAGAAGAGAACGUUGAAGAAGCUUCAUUUGGAGUCAAGAAGGCACAAGAUGAUAAAAAUGAAGAAAAUGGUAAUGCUUUGAUAACAAAGGAAAACUUGCAAGUACAAGAUCAGCCCAAACAUUUUGAAGCUCUUGCAAUAGAGAAAGAGAUAUCAGAACACGAGCUGACGUCGAACGCUCCCACACAUGUCCAGGAAGAUAUUGGUACAAACGUUAAACCGGCAAUUCACGAUGAGGAAAUAAGAGCUGAUAGCCACGAUUCAGUUGUGAUGCCAAGGGAAGAAACUGGCUUAAUAGAGGAGAAGAGGGAGGUUGAACAUGUGAAGACAGAGCCCGAAGAUGCUAUCAAACAUGGAAUUCCUGUAGAAGAGAACAACAAAACGUCUGAAAAUAUUGAUCGUCAAGCUGCACAAGAGGAGAGUAAGCAAACAUAUACCAUCGAAGAAGAUUUAAGAAAAGAAGUGAAGGAAACAAAUCAAGAAAGUUUCGAAAAUGUGAAGCAACCCGAUGAUGCCAUAGAAAAAACACAACCCGAGAUCCAAGAUAUCGACAGCUUGUCUUUUGUCAGCAAAACACAAGACAACCCAGAGCAAAAAGAUGAAGUUCCAAACCAACAGGAAAGGAACAUAGCUGAUGAAGUUCCAAAUCUGGAGAAUCAAAAGAUUGCAGAGGAAGUUCAGCAAAAAGAUGGAGAAUCCGAGAGAACCAAAGAUUUGUUCUCAGCAGUAAAAGAAACUGAACCGACACUGAAAGAACCGGCUAGGAAAUCGCUAUCAGACCUCAUCCAAAAAGUGAAAGGAACAAAUAAGACUGAGGAUGUAACAACAGAACCUCAUAUCGAAGAGAAGCCUAAAACAGUAGAAGAAGAUGAGAAUGACAAUGGAGAUCAUGAACAUGAUAAAGAUGAUAAAACAAGUCCAGAUUCUAUAGUGAUGGUUGAAGCUAAAGAUACAGUAAGCAUUAUCAAGACUCAUAAGAAAUCACAUGGCCUUCUCUCUGGUGUUGGUUCAAAGGUAAAGCAUUCAAUUUCCAAGGUUAAGAAGGUACUCACUGGCAAAUCUUCUCACACAACAAAGCCUUCAUCACCUAAAUGAGAGAAGAGAAACAAAAAAAACACAAUCAGUCUCUCCAUAUUAAGGCUUUUAUUUUUGGGUUUGUUCAUUAUUUUGAUUGUUUUUUUUCUUCUUAUGUGAAUAUUACAGAUUUGUUUGUGACUUUGUGGGUUUCAUCAUUUUCACAUGUUCAAUAAAUUGCAGAAUGAAAUGGUUUGGUUACUUGUU
Messenger RNA from Camelina sativa (false flax), 8781 nucleotides. Lineage: Eukaryota; Viridiplantae; Streptophyta; Magnoliopsida; Brassicales; Brassicaceae. The record is from RefSeq and is a predicted model, not a curated record.